Messenger RNA from Ilyonectria robusta, 1289 nucleotides. RefSeq lists its product as uncharacterized. The coding region runs from base 125 to 865 and encodes 246 amino acids. The transcript has a single exon. Lineage: Eukaryota; Fungi; Ascomycota; Sordariomycetes; Hypocreales; Nectriaceae. The record is from RefSeq and is a predicted model, not a curated record.
UGGGUCUGCGCUGACUUACCAGGUCCCGCACCUUGCGAAACAUCAUGACAUAGUAAACGAGUCAAACUCUUCUUCCCAAACACACUGCCUGAGAAGGAAACUCUCCGAAUCUCAAGGAAUCAUUAUGGCGACUUCUCAAGCUGAAACAGACCCGGUCCCGGUCCCGAAGCUAUGCAAGCUAUUCGAGGACAUCGAGAACAGUUUCAAAAGUACCGACCUGGGCAGUCAUCGUUGGUAUAUCGUCGUGAUUGCCUGUCUCUCGGCCAGCCGCGAUCCCGAGGCCGCCAAGGAUCUCUACCUCUAUCUAGUCAACAAAUCCGAAAAUGAGCCCGGCGGACCCGGCAGAAAGGCACUCAUCCGCCGGCUGCGGGAGGCGCUCGUGAAGACAAUUUGCCUGGUGGGCGUGUGCAAGCCCAUCGAGGCGAUCCUGGCCAUCAGCCGGGUGGAAAAGCCCGAGGACCGAGACCUGAGCACCACGCGCGAGGGAUGGCAGGCGGAUGAAGCAAACCACCAGCGGGCGAUGGGCUGGUUCAAGCAGGUGUACACGCGCAACGCCACAGACACCAUCGGGCUCUUCGACGCGCACAAGGACUUUGCGUGGGUCUCGGGGGAGAUCACGUACGGCUUGUUUCUAUCCGACCGUCAGAUCCUCGACGAUGUCGAGACGCAGCUUGUGGUGCUCCCGGCGAUAAUGAGCCAGGAUUUGCGGACCGAGACACACUGGCACAUUCGGGGGACACGCCGCAUCGGUGUAUCCAAGAAGGAUGUGCAGGUCAUAUGGGACGCGGUGCAAGCCGUCUCAGACUUUUUCGAGUUCAAACUUACCCGAGUGCCCACAGUCGAUGAGGUAGAACCUGAUGUUUAAUAGAAACGAGUGAGGGUCCGAACAAUACUGAAGCUAUGACUGAUGCUGGGCAAGACUACAAUUUACAAGUCCUUUCCUACCUCUGCAGGUAAAACUUCAAGCGCAAAGAGCAAAUAGGAAUCUCCUGCUGGCUUGCCGGUGCUAACCUACGACGUAUAUGGACAAUUUGUUGUCUGGUACAAUCCAAUCCAAUUGACAACUCGCCUACCCUAAAUCUCUGCACCGGCGUUCGCUUCAGUCCCGAGGGUCCGACUACAAACCAACCACUUUGCGAUACAGGGGGGGUAUACCUACAAGAUUCCAAGAGAAAGGUUCGUUCCUGCAUUGAGGCUGAAUGUCUGGGCAUAACUUUGCGCGGGAAGUGUUAUGCAGUUUGUUCAAUUACUUCGACAGCAUUGAUGACUGCACUGCCAUUUCGUUGACC